UCACGCGCGGACACAGCCUUCAAGGAUGCCCGCCCGGUUCAAACAGCGCCCGUAAACAAACACAGCAUUCCUCCUUUCUUAACGAAAGCAGGAUAUGAUUGUGUACACCUGAGGAUUUCGAAUAGUACGAGCGGCACGUCUUACUGCGUUGGCACUAUCCCUCGAAGCUCCACUGCGAGCACGUCGCUGUGUGCGCGGUCACAGCCGCAAUGCCCAGCUGUUGUGUGCCAGGAUGCAAGUCGCGCGGCUCACAAGGAGUACCAGCCACCUCCUACCAUUUGUUUCCCAAAGAUGCCGUUCGUCGGACAAAGUGGAUAGAAGCAAUUUGGCCCCCGCAUAUUCGCCGGGAACCUGCCAAGGAAGCUCAUGUUUGUUCGAAGCAUUUCUUAGAGGAGCAUUUUGAUCGCACGUCCGCGUUCAAAGUCCGCCUACGAGAGCAUGCAGUUCCUACUCUCUUGCUACCUCAUCCAGUACAACAAGGUUAUAGAGCACCUGAUGCAGCAAGCACCGAUUCAUCCUUUGAUUCCCCUCAGCUCAUGCAAGGUUGCGCUGAAGGCUUGCUGCUGCUUGCACAGGUUGCUGCAACUUCUCAUGAAGGCCUCCAAGCUUGCCUCUCCACACCUGCAUCGCCUGACUUAGCUGCAGGCUUCCACGGGCAGUCCACACUCCAACAGGAAGCCAUGGAUAUACAGCAUGAAAGUGCAGAUCCAAUCAGUUUACCUGACCCAGAUCCCUCCAACCUAAGUGCCAGUCAUUUCAUCGAGCCAGCACUUGUACAGACUCCCAUGGAUAUUGGUGAGGAGAGUGAAGCACAGGCCAGCAUCGCCACACCAGGUCCAUCCGGCCAAGUUGCUGGUAUUCAAUGGGAGCCGGCCCAUGAGCAGGAAUUACAAAGGCCAGAAGACAUGCCGGCACCAUUUGAAACACCAAGAAAAAGAAAGCAGGCAAAGGUCGACACCCCUGAAAAGGCUUUUUUGCGAGCUCGCACAGCAAGACUUGCCUCAGAGCAGCAAAGAUCAAGGAAAGCAAUCAAAAGACUUCAGCAGUCCAAGAGGCGCCUUAAAAAACAAAAUGCCGAAUUGAAAUCAGUUUUGAAAACACUAACCAAAGAAAACAUUUUGCUCAGAGAGCAGGUUUCAGUGCUUGACACUCUAGAGUGCACCAUCGCCAUGCACCCAUAUGGUGUAGCGCUCGGCUUCGACAUCCUUCGACACGACUCAUCCGUGUCUAGCACAGCGGAGGCUUGGUAA
This is a messenger RNA of Rhipicephalus sanguineus (brown dog tick), 1250 nucleotides long. RefSeq lists its product as uncharacterized. Bases 210 to 1250 code for a protein of 346 amino acids. The record is from RefSeq and is a predicted model, not a curated record. The transcript is spliced from 9 exons. NCBI's taxonomy places the organism in Eukaryota, Metazoa, Arthropoda, Arachnida, Ixodida, Ixodidae.